CUUUCAAACACUCCUAUCCAUUACAAUCAUGCUCUGGUAGUCCCGACCACAAGUUCGCGGUUGUACGUACAUUUACCCUUCACCGGAUCAAACCCUUUGGCUACCCCUAGUCAUCUUUGCAGCGCCACAACCCAUCAAGGAACCUCAAUCAUCAUGGCCCACUGUAUUGCAGCUCCUAAGAGGCCUUUGGUGGCUCUACCGUUUCUUCUACCUUCUCCUUGCGAGUCCAUCGCUCUAGCUUUGCGACGAAACCAGUCCUCAUAUAGGCGCACCAAGCAACGUCUACGUGUCAAGCCCGAUGCCUCAUUCGGCUCUUCCUUGACCCAUACUCAAGAAGAUCACAUUGUCCACAACCCGCCCUCGAGUGCGCCUUCAGUCUACCUCACGCCGACUAAGUUCCUACCAUCCGGCGAUAUCCGAAGAAAUUUACGCCUUGCGUCAGUCAAAAACAACGAUGCUGAAGCGCUUCCUCCUGUAGUCAGGGCACCCAGCGAAAAAAAAUACCACCUAACCCCAUCAGAUAUUCGAGAGAUUAGAAGGCUUAGAGCCACUGAUCCAAUGAUGUGGAGUCGUCUGAAGUUGGCCAAGCACUUUGAAUGUUCUCCUAUAUUCAUUUCACUGGUUUGCGAAACUAGUCCACAGAAAAAGGAGAUACAGAAGCGGGUUCUAGAGGCCGUUCAAUCGAGAUGGGGCUCUAAACGCCGGAUGGCCAGAGAAGACCGACAGUUGCGGAAGGAUGCAUGGGGAAGGGAUGAAUAAUACUUUUGCACACUCUUCCGCCUUCUGUCUCCAUGUUCUUGCUGUUUCGAUUUGUGAACCUUUUGGGUCGCAUUCCUAGCCAAAGGUUGUCACACUUUGCAACGCCCAUGAUACUGGAAGCUUUCGUUUUUGGUAUAAAAUCAUGUAUUGUAGCGUCAUUUGUACCGGGAAAUGUGUGGAGUACCCUCUGCAACCUCUUCAUUAGGUAAUUAUGCUUAUCAAGUACCACGAAAGUAGGAUGCCUGGC
Molecule: messenger RNA, 1006 nt
Organism: Aspergillus heteromorphus CBS 117.55
Lineage: Eukaryota; Fungi; Ascomycota; Eurotiomycetes; Eurotiales; Aspergillaceae
Product: mitochondrial 54S ribosomal protein mL58
Exons: 2
Coding region: 154-759 (201 amino acids)
Cellular component (GO): mitochondrial large ribosomal subunit
Molecular function (GO): structural constituent of ribosome
Source: RefSeq, a predicted model, not a curated record